Messenger RNA from Dipodomys spectabilis (banner-tailed kangaroo rat), 2200 nucleotides. RefSeq names its product family with sequence similarity 149 member B1 (gene Fam149b1). Lineage: Eukaryota; Metazoa; Chordata; Mammalia; Rodentia; Heteromyidae. The transcript has 13 exons. The coding region runs from base 180 to 1931 and encodes 583 amino acids. Gene Ontology annotation, biological process: cilium assembly; protein localization to cilium. The record is from RefSeq and is a predicted model, not a curated record.
GGGAGACUGGGGAGGUGGGCACUCAGGAGUGGUGCCGACCCGGAGUCUAGGCGACGGGGCGAGACGGAGCCGGUAGGUGGCAGGAGAGCGCCGGGUCGGAGCCGGAGCGAGGGCCAGGCCCGGACGCCCCCACCCUGGCGUACCCGCCCCGGUCGCGCUCGCGGCUGAGGAGGCGGAGGAUGAUCUCCAGAUACACUCGGAAAGCUGUGCCGCAGAGCUUGGAGCUGAAAGGAAUUACCAAACCUGCUCUUAAUCAUCAUCCUCUUCCAGAGAAAGUGGAUGAAGUCUCCUCUCCCAAUGACAGCCAUGAAAAGGAUACAAGUUCUCAAAGUGAGUCUGACAUCACCCAAGAAUCACCUUAUACAUCAACCGACACUGGGAAUUCAAGGUCUGCUUUUCCAAGUUAUACAGGCACAGAAGGCAGCUCAGACUUCUCCUGGGGAUAUGGUGAACUUGACCAAAAUGCCACUGAAAAAGUGCAGGCAAUGUUUAUGGCUAUUGAUGAGCUCCUGUAUGAGAAGAAGUCGAGUUUGCAUACCGUGAGCCUACAGGAAGAAUGCCAACAGUGGACUUCUAGCUUUCCUCACCUCAGGAUUCUGGGUAGGCAAAUAAUCACUCCAAGUGAAGGGUAUGGAUUGUAUCCUAGAUCUCCUUCCACUGUUUCAGCUUUACAUGAAGCAGCCUUGUCUCAAGAAAGAGAUUCUGCUUUAUUUGGUAUAAGGGGAAAGAAGGUACAUCUUUCAUCUUCUUAUGCUCAUAAAGCACAUUCUAUUGCCAAAUCCCCUGGUUUGUGUGAUAUGGAAAGAGAAGAGGAAGACUGUAUAAUCUCAGAAGGAAUCAUCGAGGAAUACCUAGCUUUUGACCACACAGAUUCGGAAGAGGAAUUUCAUGGAAACAAAUCAGAAGCAGCUAUAGACAAGCAGAAAUUAGGGUACCCUCCCAUUGCUCCAUUUUACUGCAUGAAAGAAGAUGUUCUUGCUUAUGUUUUUGACAAUGUGUGGAGCAAGGUUAUAGAAUGUAUGGAGCAAUUGACACGUAGUCACUGGGAAGGAUUUGCUUCUGAUGAUGAGAGUAAUGCUGCAGUUACGAGACCGGAUUCAGAAAGUCCUCAUGAGCUAAAUGAACCACAUCCUUUGGUGUUGCCUCGAGUGCCACAGUCUAAGAUGUUGUCCGUCACCUCAAGCCCGAUGAAUUUCUGUCAAGCAAGUGUUCAUCAGUCAAAUAUGAAUGGUCUCUUGGUUCAUGGGAUGCCUCUACAGCCAAGAAACCUCUCCCUAAUGGACAAGCUCCUUGAUCUUGAUGACAAGCUACUUAUGAGGCCCGGGUCCAGUACCAUCCUUUCAACUCGAAAUUGGCCAAAUCGAGCUUCGGACCUUAGUACAUCAUCUCUGUUAUAUACAGUGCAGUCCGCCAGGAGACGUAACCCCCCACCACGUACCCUUCACCCAAUCAACACGAGCCAUUCACGCACUGGAACACCAAGACCUGUGGAAGAAAUCCUCAGAGGAUCCCAAGUACCAGUGGCAGUCGACUCACUCUCCUCUCCCUCACCAAUACCCUUGGGUCGAAAUAACCUGCUACCACCUAUUGGCACAGCUGAAGUGGACCAUCUGCAUACCAUGGGGCCACCAAGGCAAAUGAAGUCUCAUGGCGAUUCUAGUCGAGCUCGAAGUGCAGUGAAUGAGCCCAAAUACCAGCAGCCAAAGGAAAGGCUCCUGUUACCUGACUUCUUCUCCAGGCCCAACACAACUCAGUCAUUUUUGGUCCUCAGUUCCAUGGGUCUACAAAAUCCCAAAGCAGGGGUGGACCAAUCUCUAGAACGAAGCAGGGACUAUAGGUCAAAUGAGAAGAACCCAUUAGGUUGCAGCAAACACAAGAGAAGACUUCAUGAAUCAGUGUUCAAUCAUCACAUGAUACAGAGUUUGUACUAGAUCAACACACACCCACCUUCCUGAAGAGUUAUUCUGAUACAACUGAUGGGAAAAACACAAGAGUAUCCACCAAAGACUGCAUGGGUACUGUUUCUGCCUCCAGUUAUGUCUUCUUUCAGCAUAAGUCAACCUCUUCCAAUGGACAGUGAAGAUUGUACCCAAAGAUGUAACAAUGAAUAAUUAUGCCCAAAUCACUACUCAUGUUGUCUGUUAACAAUAAUCAGUUCGAUUAUUAUAGGAUCCCGAAAGGAUUUAUACACAAAAAGCAA